Messenger RNA from Anguilla anguilla (European eel), 720 nucleotides. RefSeq names its product myosin-IIIb-like. Gene Ontology annotation, biological process: protein phosphorylation. NCBI's taxonomy places the organism in Eukaryota, Metazoa, Chordata, Actinopteri, Anguilliformes, Anguillidae. The record is from RefSeq and is a predicted model, not a curated record. Gene Ontology annotation, molecular function: protein kinase activity; ATP binding. The coding region runs from base 7 to 720 and encodes 237 amino acids. The transcript has 6 exons.
UCCAGUAUGAUUGGACUUGAAUCUCUGGCUGACCCAUCAGGAGACUGGGAUAUCCUGGAGACCAUUGGGAAGGGAACCUAUGGGAAGGUCUACAAAGUAUGCAACAAAAAGAAUGGGAGUAUUGCAGCUGUAAAAGUCCUUGACCCCAUCAAUGAUGUUGAUGAGGAGAUUGAAGCAGAGUACAAUAUCCUCAGAUCUUUGUCCAAUCACCCCAAUGUAGUCAAGUUCUAUGGCAUGUUCUACAAAGUGGACAACUACUCUGGGGGACAACUCUGGUUGGUUCUGGAGCUGUGCAACGGAGGCUCAGUUACUGAUCUCAUCAAAGGCUUGCUCAUGCGAGACUUGCGUCUGGAAGAAGCUGUUAUCUCAUACAUCUUGUAUGGCGCCCUCUUGGGCCUCCAGCAUUUGCACAACAACAGAAUCAUCCAUCGUGAUGUCAAAGGAAACAACAUCCUUCUCACAACAGAAGGGGGAGUCAAGCUCGUUGACUUUGGAGUUUCUGCUCAGCUUACAAGUGCCCGUUUACGAAGAAACACAUCGGUUGGAACUCCCUUUUGGAUGGCUCCUGAGGUCAUCGCCUGUGAGCAACAGUACGACUACACAUACGAUGCCCGCUGUGAUGUCUGGUCUCUGGGUAUUACUGCCAUCGAACUGGCUGAUGGAGAUCCUCCACUCUCAGAAAUGCACCCUGUCAAAGCCCUUUUCAAGAUCCCACGGUAA